Messenger RNA from Acanthopagrus latus (yellowfin seabream), 2364 nucleotides. RefSeq lists its product as uncharacterized. The transcript is spliced from 7 exons. The record is from RefSeq and is a predicted model, not a curated record. Lineage: Eukaryota; Metazoa; Chordata; Actinopteri; Spariformes; Sparidae. Bases 1 to 1200 code for a protein of 399 amino acids. Gene Ontology annotation, molecular function: protein binding.
AUGUCGUGGCAGCAAAGGCAAGCAUGGAUCAGUGUGAGGGAAGUAAGGAGGGAGUCCAUUCUGAACCUGGGCCUGGACUUAGACCUGAAACUGAACCUGAGUCAGGCUAUCAUCAUCAACAUUUAUCAGACGAAAGGAUCUAUCGUAGACCAGACCCUACUGGUCCUGGAUCUGAUCAUGGUGUUGUCAGCAUCUGUGUCUAUGGCUCAAAAACUGAGUGGCUGUAACCUCUCAGAGAUCAGCUGUGAAGCUCUGUCCUCAAUUCUCAGCUCCCAGUCGUGUCGUCUGAGAGAGCUGGACCUGAGUAACAACAACCUGCGGGAUCGAGGAGUGGUGCUGCUAUCUGCAGGAGUGCAGAGUCCACAUUGUAGACUGGAAACACUCAGGCUGUCAGGCUGUCUGAUUACAGAGGAAGGGUGUUCUUCUCUGGCCUCAGCUCUGAGCUCUAAUCCCACCCAGCUGAAAGAAUUGGACCUGGGCUACAAUCAUCUAGGAGACUCAGGAGUGAAGCGGCUGUCUGUUGGCCUGAAUGAUCCAAACUGGAGACUCGACACUCUCAUGCAAGAAGCAGGCAGUUCCAUCGAGUUAAAGGCUGCCCCUCCUUUCAGAGUGGAGCCUGGUGGAGAUCGAUGGUUGGCGCCAGGUCUGAAGAAGUAUUCCUGUGAACUCACAGUGGACACCAACACAGUACACAGAAAGAUCAAACUGUCUGCCAACAACAGGAAGAUGACCUGUGUGGAGGAGGAUCAGUCAUAUCCUGAUCAUCCAGACAGAUUUAAUGACAGCCCUCAGCUGCUGUGUGGAAGUGGGCUGACCGGUCGCUCUUACUGGGAGGUCGAGUGGAGUGGAGAAGUUUCUGUAUCCGUGAGGAACAAAGGAAUCAGAGGGAGAAGAAACAGUAACAACUGUGGGCUUGGAGGGAACGAUCAGUCCUGGGGACUGAAAUGCCUCGGUGUUGAUGGAUACUCUGUCUGGCAUAACGACAGAGAAACAGACAUCUCCAGGGGCCCCUCCUCCGGCUCCUCCUCUGGCAGAGUUGCAGUGUAUGUGGACUGUCCUGCUGGCACUCUGUCUUUCUACAAAGUCUCUGAUGACACAUUGAUCCACCUGUACACCUUCAACACUACUUUCACUGAACCUCUUUAUCCUGGGUUUGGGUUCUGGUUCAGGUCUGGGUCUGUGUCUCUGUGUUCUGUGUAGGAGGGAGAGUCUUCUCCUGUCUGAGGAAAAUUCUCCUCUACAGGAUCACCGUCACAAAAGUCAGGUUAUUAUAAAGAAUACAUCAAUGAACCUUAUACAGAAGGACUCUCCUCAGGGUGUGUUUUUCUGUGUUAGUGCGUACCGUUAUGUGACUUUUGUUGUGUAGAAUUAAGACUGGUCAUGAUACACUGUGUAUCUCUGUAUUUACCCAGGGCCACACAGUUCUUACCAAAAGUGGAAUCAACGUUGUUCUUGAGAACUGAGAUCCUGAUUCUGUUACACAAUUUUUCUUUUUAUCAACAAUACACAUUUAGACAUUCAAGAACAUUCAGUCUUGCUGUCUACAGGGCUUUCAACAGAGCACAUAACAUAUGUCAGAGUGCUGGAUGAAACAGAGAUAAUAUCCAGUAUCAGAGUGCUGGGAGCUUAAAGGAUAUGGCGACACACUGUACAGGGCUGCCAGUCUUCCUCUGUAAUACCACCUAUUUAAAAAAAAAAAAAAAACAGAAUAAUAUUCUGUUUUUUAAUGUUCAAAUUCAGACUUAUCAAUAUUUACUAUAUACCUAUACACUGUAGACACAGGCCAAUGCAUUGUCAAUGCCAUCAUCAGCAUAUGGUUGUAGAGUAUGUCCACUAGAGGGCAUUUACACAUUACCAAAAAACUUACAACUCACAGCUUCCUUGAAAAGUGAUUAUUAAGCUAGACACUGUUAAACCUGUGAUGUGUCACUCUGAAUGUGACAUUGUGAUUCAGAUAAGCACUCAAGCAUGCAUACCAACAUGAGGCUGUGGAAAAAUCAGCGACACACAUCCCACACACACGUCGGACACUGUAACAGAAAAGUCAGUUUGUGGGAUCGGAUCAGAUCAGCCAGGCGCUGAAUGACGCUGGUGACUAUUGUACUUUUAUCACUGUGCACGUUGUCUGCCCAGUCAGCACUCUUUCAACUUAGUGUCAAGUUCGCCACCUAGGUAGACGUUUUCCAAUCUUCGUCACAAGAUGACAUUGACUUUCUCACAGCACAAAGGCUCCAUAAGCUCCAGUCUCAAAGAUGACACAGAUAAAUGCACCUGAGACAUUUCCAUUGUUUAACAAAGAUGCUGACCUUGCUUUACAAGCUGAAGUUGGUGUUGUGCCAGUUACUAUGAAUUGAAGUCGUGUGC